Molecule: messenger RNA, 2133 nt
Organism: Didymodactylos carnosus
Lineage: Eukaryota; Metazoa; Rotifera; Eurotatoria; Philodinida; Philodinidae
Source: the annotation of a GenBank genome assembly
AUGUAUCCCGAAGGAGAACUAAAUACGAUACCUCAUGUAGAUUUUCAUGGAUUUAGCUCAAAUGAUGAUAAUGAAUAUGCAUUAUCAAUUGAAGCGCAUGAUGGUAUAGGCACGAUCGCCGAACAAUUUAGCGAAGAAGAAACUGAUCUUAAAUCAGUUACACCAUUUCCAUCACAGGUUGCCGCACCAUCAACAAUUAACUUUUGCACAGGAGAUCGAAGAAAUCCAAUCUCAGAUACAAAUCACAGUUUAGCUGAUGAACACGUACAACGAGGUCACCAACCUCGACCUCCGGAACACCGACAAUACGAGAGGGAAAGAGUUCACCGGGAACUGAUAACGCCAACAAGUGAUAGAAAUCAUAUAUCGAGAACAGUACGCUCAGCUGAACAGGAUCGAAGUAAGUGUUUUCUAAAGUUCAAAUAUUCUUAUGUCCCACGUGUACGUUGAAAAAACACAUUAUAGUUAGACAAUACUGUAUUUUUUCCGUUAUUGAAGCAACGGUAGUAUACGAUCAAAGUGCAAAAAAAUAGAAAUGACUGUAAACAAAGAUUAGUAAUAAUAUUUUACUGAUUCAGGAACUGAUUCAUUGCAGAAAAAAGGACACAUAACUAACUGCUGAUGUAUCGGUAAGAAAAUAUAUUCUGAGGAAAAGAAUUAUUCGUUCAUAUAUUCUGAAAAAACGAAAGAAUAAAUGUUAAAACUCAGCUAGUUUUGAAAUCUAAAUAAGUCCUAUAUAUAGAGCCCUGUGGGAUCGGGAUUAGUCUGUUUUCAUAAAUUUAGUGUCAUAAAUCCCACAUUUAUAAUGAAACUUGUAAAAUGUUUCAUGGAAGUUUUCGAUUUUAUGUAACUUCUGGGUUAAUAAAUUUAACAUCCACGUUUCCUAAACUUUAUGAAACUUGUUCCCAAAUUUCCUAAAUGUCUGAUUUAUGAAACUAGAUUUAUGUAGAGACGUAUCCCUAGGAUUUCAAAAUUCAUCUGUUCCACAGUUUAUCAACCUUCUGUACUUAUAUAUAAUAUCUUAUUUUAACUUAAACAUGAGAGCAAACAAUCAUAGAACUGAGUAUUCUACUUUCGUUAAAGUUAACGAACCAGGCGUUUCUAGAAGCCAUUAAUAAUUCGUUGUCAGUUAGAUGCUUACAAAUCGAAGUAUACAUAACCUUAAGAAUGUCCAAAAUAAAAAUUCAAUAAAAUUUUAAAAUAAGAGUUUUACCCAUAAAAAUUUUUGUAUUCCCUUCAUUUCUUGACUUUUCUACUAUUUCUUCACUCUUUUUCUUCCGCUCCUUGGCAAAACGCAGCGUCGAAGGUUACAUUUUCUGUAUAAUUGGAAAAAAAGUCUUAUUUUUUUAAAAUUCUCAAAAAAAUUUCUUUUGAAAUAACACACUGAUUGUUUUUCCGUCAAAUAUCUUAGAAACUCAAAAAGUGGCCUAAAGCAACAUCGAUGUGUGACGCUUUUAAAAUCCCAUGCCACGGAUAACAAGAACCUUCAACCUACUGUGGUUGAGCAUAAAUAAAGAUCAGAUAGAUGAAAAGUAAAAACGAACUUUCGGGCGAAAAUUCCUCGUUUGGAGAAUUUGAUAGUGUCCUAGAGAGAGGUCAGCAGUAUAAUUACUCUAAUGAAAGAGGCAGACUGUCCGUCCACUAAAAGAAAAAAUUUGAUAGUUACAAAAUGAUUGAUUUGAAAAAGAAGUGAACGAGACUGGUAAAAUGAUGCAACUUUCUGUAUUUCCAAAAGUCCUGCUAUUAAAUGGUUAGAAUCGUUUACGCGUUUAGCUAUAGCCAUUGGUUGAUGCGUCGACUUCAGUCAGUAAAACAAUACAGUGAAUGACUGCGUUUUAAAUGAUAUCAAGCGACAUGUAUGCGAUUGAUCGAUCGAUAUACCUAGAGAUGAAUCGAGCGAUGCAACUAUUAGGUAUGUUACAAACCCAAACCCAAGUCUGGACUUGGGUUUGGGUAUUGGGUACCCAAGUCUGAGACUUGGGUUUGGGUUUGGGUACCAAGUCUGAGACUUGGGUUUGGAUAUUGAGUCAGACUUGGGUUAUUAAAAGACUCCUUUUAACUGAGAUACCUUCUUUUGUUGUGGCUCUUUGAGAAAACAGGAUGUAAGAUGUUUAUUUCGGCCUGUGGGCAUAC